This is a messenger RNA of Homarus americanus (American lobster), 3349 nucleotides long. Its product is annotated as chondroitin sulfate N-acetylgalactosaminyltransferase 1-like. Gene Ontology annotation, cellular component: Golgi cisterna membrane. The transcript has 10 exons. Lineage: Eukaryota; Metazoa; Arthropoda; Malacostraca; Decapoda; Nephropidae. The record is from RefSeq and is a predicted model, not a curated record. Gene Ontology annotation, molecular function: glucuronosyl-N-acetylgalactosaminyl-proteoglycan 4-beta-N-acetylgalactosaminyltransferase activity. Bases 1743 to 3206 code for a protein of 487 amino acids.
CCCUGCCAGUUGAACCAUCUCCGCGGCGACACUCGGCAGUCCCUCUAGUGAGUGCGUCGCGUUCGGCCAUGUGGCGCUCGACCUGCCGCCCACCAUGUGUGUCGUUCACAGACUAACCUGCCGGAGGACUCGCACAGCCACCAGCUCCACUCCCUACGUGUGUGUGGUCAUGAGCGCCCCCCUGGCCAGAUUGUGCAAAGUAUUGAUCCCAGUGGCGUCCUAGAGGUCCGUGGUGAGAGAGAGUGACAGGGGAAGACCGAGAGAACCAAGCGCGGUGAGAGGGGAAAAGAGAGAGAGAGAGAGAGAGUGUGUGUGUGUAUGUGUAUGUGUGUGUGAGAGUGAGGGAGACGGUAAAGUAGGGAUGCUGCUGCUUCUGUGUCACCGUCACCGCCGCCUCCUCACUCCACCAACGUUAUUACUCUGUGCAGCUGUCAAUAAGGUAGACAAGACUCCAGAGAGGCCGCCGUGUGGACGAGCCAGAGACACCAACAUGGCCCACACACGACUGAAAACACCCUCCAAGUCUCUACCAUAAGAGGAAAACAAACAAAAUUCACAUGGAUCAAUUCCUAAGUGAAAAGUAAAGGAUAAUCUGAGUUUAUAUUACGAGUGAAGGAGUGACCUGACCCGGUGAUGUUGGCACGAGUUCCAUAUAUAAAGUGAAAUAUAUUAACUCCAGGAUGAAGAAAACUUAAUAAUAAUGGGAGUCAUUUGUGUGUAGUGUUACCAUAUUGAUCCAAAUUCAGAACUAAAAAGGAUGUUUCGAUAGUCAACAGUGAAUAGAUUGGUUUUAAAGUGACCCCAUGUGUGGGAUGUGGUAAUACUGCUUCGACAACAGUCAGGUAAUAAAGUGAUCUGUCGAUUUGAUCUGAUAACACUGACUUGAAAUACCCUGAAUGUGAUCUAGCAAUACUGUACCUCGAUCCUAUGACCAGCGGAAGACACCUAGAUUACUCAAGAGAGCAGUUAAGGAAGUGGAGGUGUGGCGUGACCAGACUGUGAGUCACAUCACAGUAUAGCGCCAGCAGACCACAUCCCUCCGUCACAUCACACUACCACCAGCAGACCACAUACCUCCGUCACACCACACUACCACCAACUGACCACAUCCCUUCGUCACUAACACCAGCAGAUCACAUCGCUUCUUCACACCAUACUACCGCCAGCAGACCACAUCCCUCCGUCACACCACACUUCCACCAUCUGACCACAUCCCUCCGUCACAUCUCAGUGUAUGUAUGUGUGUGUGUGUGUGUGUGUGUGCGAGGCGUUGGACCAAUAACCACAAACUGGACAAGAAAGUUCGGACAAGGUGUUAUCUCGACGACACACACACAUCCGCUCUUCCCCCUCCUCCACUCCCACCACGCAGAUCAGUUGCUGCUGCUUCUCCUCUCCAUCAUUCGCUCUCUGAAGGGGGUGUCCUGUGUUCUGCCAUCGGUUCGACAUAUUUCAUUGGUCCUAAGUAACAUCCAGGGUUCUGACUUGGAUCCUGAGAACUUGCCAAUCCUACGCUGGGCCCCGAGAUUUUUUUUUCUUUCCAAGCCCCAAUCAACGGCGAAAGUAACCUGUUAAUCCUCACCAAGAACCCCCCCCCCCCCAGCGCCGAGGUUUUGAACAGUACCCCGAGGUGACUUUAUGCCAUGAGUAAGCCCUGAUGACUGGCUUCUAGGAUCUGGACUAGUACAAGUGACUAGUAGAAGCUUGAGGAGGAGGAGGAGAAGCGGUGGAGGUGCGGGGUCAUGUUGGCCAGGAUGAAGAAGGGUCCCUGCUGUGGAGUCGUCCUUGCUGCCUGCUUCUGUUUCUUGUACGUCGCCACGGGCACCUGGCCACUGUCAGGCGGAGGUCCGUGGAGUGGGGACCCGACCAGCACCUCCUUCACCGACCAGCAGCAGCAACAAGAGGACCUGGGCUACACUGACGACUCCUCCCUGCCUCUCAACUACCCCCACCCCACCGAGACACUAAACGAUGGCCUGUCCUUCCGGUACUUCGACACGGAGGUCACAUUCCAGACGGAAGGUGUUGCGGGUCGCCUCCUCACACAGCACGAGCACGCCCUCCUCACCUCAGCCAAAGAAGCCGCAAAACACUACCUGACGCAGCUCCACCCCAACACCGCCUUCGUCAGCGGCAGGUACCGGUGGCUACCUGACGGCGUCGAGUAUGACUUAAUAUACAAGGACGAAGCUUCUGACGUCACUAGCCGAGUCACUCUCUUCCAAAAACUGGAAGCUACCAAGGUCCUCCGCUCCAUCACAGUCGACCAGAAGACGGUGGUGAACAUGGUGGUGACGCUGAAGGGACGUGUAGCCAAGUAUGCGACCUUCCUAGACCACCUGGUGAAGAACGUCCUCCCUUACGAUCACAACCUCUCCCUUACCGUCGUUUACUUCUCCGACGACUUCCUUGAUGAGGCUCGUGAAGUCACCAGCAGCCGCCUCUCCUCCCUCCCCAACUUCAAGUGGUCCUUCAUUCCCCUGGAGGAGAGGAACUUCUCCAGAGGGCGCGGACUCCACAUUGGGGCGCAGCAAAAGGACUCCAAGUACAUGGGGGAGCUCCUCUUCUUCUGUGACGUCGAUGUCCUCAUGCAUUCUGAUUUCUUUAGCCGUUGCAGGAGCAACACCAAAAAGGGUCAUCAGGUGUACUACCCAGUGGUGUUCUCACUGUACAACCCUAAGCUGGUGUACCCACUGUUCGACAAGAAAGUGCCGCCGGUGAAUGAGCAGCUGGCAGUGGAUGAACAGUCUGGGUUCUGGAGGACAUUCGGUUUUGGGAUGGCGUGUAUGUUCCGCGAUGACUACCAUGUCUCGGGCGGCUUCCCAGACAUACGCACGUGGGGCGGUGAAGACGUGGCCCUCUACCAGCAGUUCCUCAAGCUCACCAAUAUUAAGGUGAUCCGGGCGCCGGACCCAAGCCUCUUUCACCUGUACCACCACAAGGACUGCAUGGACACCGGUAGCAGUUCGUACGUGGCAUGUCUCAAAUCCAAGGCAGUGACGGAGGGCUCACAGCUCCAACUGGGCCUCAGCCUCCUCAAGCUGCACCAGGGCACUGAUCUGGAGGGUGUCCUCAGCAAGAGAUUCUACUACUUCUGGCUGGUCCCUUACUUGGGGCUGCUAUUGGCAGUCUCACUCCUCACCAACCUGACCCAGGCUGUCUUGCUCCUCCUUAACCGACGCGUUCGAUACUUCAGGACAGUUUAAUCCAGUGCGAUCCACAUCCUGGCAGUGACUAGUCUCCAAGAAUCCAUGACCUGGCAGUGACUAGUCUCCAAGGACCCAUGGCCUGACAGUGACUAAUCUCCAAGGAACCAUGGCCAGGUAGUGACUGCUCUCCAAGGACCUAU